AUGAUUACACCACGGUUUGAAGUAUCACAAAACGAUGAGUUUGUUACUAUCAAAGUGCGAAUAUCUAACAUCCGGUUUUCCGCAAAGGCUGUAGAGAUGGUUGCCGAUGACGACAAGUUUAUUUUCUCGCUCCCUCCAUACUACCUUCGUCUCCGUUUUUCUGGUAGCAUAGUUGACGAUGAGCGCGCCAAAGCAGAAUUUGUCCCAAACGAGGAGAGUAUUUUGAUCCGAAUGCCAAAAAUGACCAAGGGAGAGGUGUUUUCGGACCUUGAUCUGCCUGCUAAACUUCUUGGAAGAAUUGAGAACACCGAAAGAAAGCCUCCUAUGAUAGAGGAAGUGGGCGAGACAAACAAUUUGAAUUCACUGGCCCAGGAGGCAGAGGACUUUGACUGGGAGGUCGAGCAGGUAGAGCAGCAGCCGGCUUCGCUUGUCCCGCAAUUCUUCUAUGGUUUCAAUAACCAGUACUCAAACAUGAUGGAAGUGUCUCUUUCGAACGGCAAUGACAUCAACGAGCUUUCGAAUCCCGACAAAAUGGACCCUGAUGAGCGCAUUAAUGAACGAUUGAUCAAAGAGAAUUUAAAGUUUGAUCCAGAGUAUUACGCAAAUGAAUAUUUGACCCAGAAGUAUUUUCCCCAGGAGUCCAAUGUCAAGCAGAUUCUCUGCUGGGAAAAUCCAAUCCGCCUACAGCACAAAAAUCACAGCGAGACCGAGUUAACUACAGAAGAACACGAGCGGAUGAUGGAUCUCCCCCGAAAGUCGUAUUUGGUGGAUAAUGUGCGGCCUCUUUACUACACUAUUGUGUGUCUGUUGUAUGGUUAUCUGUACGAGCUUCGACAAAAUGAGGGCGAGUUGACGGUGGAAAGUGGCUGGACUGUGGGUAAACUUGUGCCUCAAUUAAGUUGUUUGGACUCUCAGUUGAUUCAGUCGAACAAUAAGACCGAAACAAAUAUGCUUCGAGUGAUAGUUCUCACAAUGGCCCGGCGCAGUCUCUGCUACCCGUUAAUUCGCAAUUUUGAGCUGGUGACAGCUGUAUGGGAAGAUGUUUACUGUACAUUAAGAUGCGGCACCAAAGCAGUGUUGAAAGCCCUGCUUGCUUGUCGAGAACUGUUCAGAUUCCACGAUAUCUAUUACAUAUAUUGCAAUAUCUGGCUCAAUGACCUGUGCUCCUGGACAUUGAACAAUGCAAGCGACACCGUGCUGAGAAAUUUGGGCCAUGAGUUGCGCAAAACCGUGGCCGAGAUGAAGAAACAGGAGAUUGUCUUUGAGAAAAUUCUGGCCGAGGACUCAGAGGAGCUGGAAUUUGUGAAUCUCACUGAUAUUGAGGAGCUGGCUGAGAUCUCGUACAGCGAGUCGAAUGCGGCUUCUAGUUAA
Molecule: messenger RNA, 1371 nt
Organism: Ogataea parapolymorpha DL-1
Lineage: Eukaryota; Fungi; Ascomycota; Pichiomycetes; Pichiales; Pichiaceae
Product: protein SHQ1
Exons: 1
Coding region: 1-1371 (456 amino acids)
Biological process (GO): box H/ACA snoRNP assembly
Cellular component (GO): cytoplasm; nucleoplasm
Source: RefSeq, a predicted model, not a curated record